Diaporthe batatas is the source of this 3156-nucleotide messenger RNA. RefSeq lists its product as uncharacterized. NCBI's taxonomy places the organism in Eukaryota, Fungi, Ascomycota, Sordariomycetes, Diaporthales, Diaporthaceae. The transcript is spliced from 2 exons. The record is from RefSeq and is a predicted model, not a curated record. Gene Ontology annotation, molecular function: protein binding; nucleic acid binding. Bases 254 to 2920 code for a protein of 888 amino acids.
GAGUCGAUGAGGACGUAGAUGCUGUCCAAAAUGUUGCUUAGCUCACGCGGCAGCAUUCGUCUGUGCCGUCACCUGCUCUAGUUCGCAAUGCUAUAUAAGCCGCUCCAUUACGCCAUCUCCCACGACCUAUCCGUUCUGACUUCAUCAAUCCCCAUCUUUUUCUCCGAGUGAGUUUUCCAGUCUGAGAAGGAGUAACAUUCAGUGUCAUACUGGAUUCUUCAUUACAUGCCUGUGAAAUUGUAGUGUCGGCUCUAUGCACAGGGGAGUAGGCGAGGCCGGGAGGCCCCAGGCCUGGGGGCUUCCAAAAAGCAGUCCCAGUCGUCCUGGCCCUGGGAAGGGAGCAGCUCUUCCUGCUCGACCAGUUGCUGAGAUAUCAAAGCCCCAUGUGCAGCUCAGGACCAACUACUUUGGUCUCACGUUCACCGUCGAGUCAUUCACUGUUUACAAGUACACCUUCAACGUUCGGAAUAGUUCGAAUAAGAUAUUCAGGCGCGCCGAGGUCAAUGACGACAACAUUUUCGGAUUUGUCAAAGGGGCUUUGCACAGCGUCGGAGCCCAGCCUGGCGAGCACGCCACGGAUUAUCGCCAUCACAUCGUUUCCUUGAAACCUCUCAGAAUACCUAAGAACAAACAAAGACGACUCGAUGAUGAGGGGCCCGGAGGAUGGGCUAUUGAGUUUGGAGACACCACCCUGCAAGUUCAACUUGGUAAAUCUGCCUUGAAUUCUCCUUCACCAGAUGUAAUCGACUGCCUCAGAUUAAUUUUGGGACAUUCGACCCAAAAGGAAAAUCAAAUCGCGACAACUAGAUUGCACAAAUUCUACCGAGGUGUAGAUGAUCCACACUCGAAGAAUCCAUCCGGGGGAAGCGGCAUCCCGGAAGCUGUGUCCGCUGUGUAUCGGGAGGGACUGAGUCUGAAAGAAAUCUUAGAAGCGCUCAAGGAAAAGACUGGUGCCGGGUCGACUGCUUGGUUCAUUGCCUUGACCAGUCUUCAUCGAGUUAUUGCCAAGUCACGGGUCCUUUACAAGCUCUCUCAAAAGAGCUCGAAAAAGGUUCGCAUUUCAGGUCUUGCUCGCAGGGACGACAGAGAUUCCAAAAGCAAAGACGCCGCGCAUGCUCUCAAGAUUGAAAGAGACUUUCCAGGGUCGACAGACGUGAAGUUCUGGUUCAAGAAUGAGUACCGUACUGUCUGGGGCCAUUUCAAAAAAGAACGGAACGUCGAUAUUGCCAAAGAUCUUCCCCUCAUCAAUAUCGGCAAACCUGGCCGCCCCGAGUAUGUUCCAGCCGAAUACUGCAUCGUCCUUGGCUCAGGGAGGUUGGACAAGUUGGAGUCGUUGAACAAAUCUACCUGUCAAUCGCCAGAAAGCAAGCAGAUUUGGUUUCGACCCCACCACAACUUGCAGGAAUUGAAGCCCGAUUCGGGCCCAAGUCGAGUGCUGACCAACUUCCACAUUAUCGUUCAUCAUAAAGAGCCUCUCAAAGUCAUUGGACGGGAGCUGGACAGUCCGCAAAUUUCAUACUGUGAAAAGCAGCCAGUCAUUGUAUCUCCUGACGUUUCUUGGAAGAUCGCGGAGAAGAGUCUUGCUAAGGGCCCAAGGACUAAAAAGUCGUGGACUUGGAUAUAUCUUGGCGGAGACAUCCAAACUGGUUUCCCGCGAUCCGCAGAGAAUGGCGUCAAGCAGCUUGAUGACACUCUAAAGAGAAUGUGUGCCAAAGGAUUGCCACCUCGAUUUGUGAACAAUGAGAACCAUUGUAUCGCCGAAAACGCGACUGCUAUUCGAGCAUCUUUGGCAUAUGCGAAAAGCUGCGGCGUGGAACUUGUGGUUGUCAUUUCUCCCAACCGAUUGUCAAAGGACACUUACAAGCACCUGAAGUUCUUUGGAGACGUUCAAACUGGUAUCCAUACCUCUUGUAUCCUCUUGAACAAGUUCAGGAAGACGGGGAAGGACGGCCAAGAGGGUUGGAAUUACGGCUACUUUCGCAAUGUCGCCAUGAAGAUCAACCUGAAGCUUGGAGGUACCAGUCACAUGCUCGAACAGGACCUGGUUCCGACGAAGAAGAACGGGUUGAUAGUCAUGGGCUACGGUACCACGGACCAGUCUGCUGAGGAAAUCAAGGAAAAGCAAAGCCAAGUUGGUCUCGUCAUCAGCGCUGAUGAGAAACUCGGCCAAUGGCAAUCAUCCUGCUGGAACCAGGAUACUAAGCAGGAGGUGACGGGCACAAUCUUCACCGAGAGGCUUGAGAACCAGCUCCACACCUGGCAUUCGAUCAAUGCCUUCGCUCUGGACAAGCCCACGCUGAGCGUUGUUAUUUAUCGAUACGGCGUGUCUGAGAGCCAAUUCGACACGGUGCUUAAACAAGAAGCCCCUGCGAUUCAGAAGACAUUCAAGAAAGCGUUCGACGGCAAGCCGACAAAAAUCACUCUGGUGGUCGCCAUCAAGGGACAAGCGACUCAGUUCUUUCCAAUUGAGGUCAAAGACGGCGGCCUGAACAGGAAUAUCAAGCCCGGAACAGCAGUCGACAGCGUCGUGGCCCGGCCCGACUACCGGGAGUUCUUCCUGGCCUCUCACUUCGCGAGCAAGGGGGUUCCCAAACCGGCGCGCUACGUCGUGCUCCUGGAUGGAGUAUUCCAGGAGGGUGAUUCCAACCACCCCGACCCCGUGGAAUCUUCCAGGGAGCUUGAGAGGUUCACGCAAGACCUGUGCUAUGUUUUUGGCGGCGCCACCAAGGCCAUCAGCAUCUGUACCCCGGCUCACUACGUUGACAGUCUUUGCACGAGGGCGCGCGCCUACAAAGCUGCAGCGGCCAAGGAUGAAAUCAAACGGGAGGUCGAAAAGUCAGCUAAAGACCCGGGAGAGAAGAGACGUAUUCUGGCCGGGGAGGUCCACAAAGACUUGUGCAACACGAUGCAUUGGAUCUGAACAAGCUGGCAAAUGCUCCUGGUCUGUUAGCCAAUGUCUUUGCGGUUCUUUUGGUCGCAACUUUAUGAAUUGCUUGGCUUGCAUUGAUGGGAGUGACAGGGAGCCAUACAAAUGAGUCGGUUCUACUUGGGUAUGUUGGAUGGUAUGGCGAGAGUUGUGCCCGGAACGUCGGAUCAAAGCAUGUGGUUACCCUUUUCAUAGAGUGGCAGAUGUUGGGAUGGUGAUAUGAUCUUGAA